Molecule: messenger RNA, 1398 nt
Organism: Aspergillus clavatus NRRL 1
Lineage: Eukaryota; Fungi; Ascomycota; Eurotiomycetes; Eurotiales; Aspergillaceae
Product: wax synthase family protein
Exons: 1
Coding region: 1-1398 (465 amino acids)
Biological process (GO): lipid metabolic process
Source: RefSeq, a predicted model, not a curated record
AUGGCCCUCUCAGCACUGCCCUACCAGCAAUUCCUCCGUGCCAAAGAGUCGGAAUUCUUCUCGCUGAUCGAACAAGGCUCGAUCUCGCCAUGGCUGUUCCCGCACGACUUUCUCGUCGUGGCGAUCCCCAUCCUCGCCUUGUGGAUUCCGGCCGGCCGGCCAGGGAGCCUCGCGGUGAGAUACGCGGCCUUUGGCGUGGUCUGCGCUCUUUCGAUCCGUAGUAUUCUGUACACGCGAUGCUUGAUAGGAGGCGGCACGAUCGUCGGUUUCUACUACGCGUUUGUGAUCAUCUGGAGUGCCGUUUUCCUCGUGUUCAAGGAUGUCCGCACGGAAUGUUACCGGAUUGAGAGGAGGGAUGGGUCGUUCUACUGGCAGGGCUAUCCGGACACCCUAUACCACCGGUUGACCUGGCUGCUGGAUCUGUUCAGCAGUCUGCGUGGUGUAGGAUGGAACUGGCGGAUUCCCGGCCUCCCGCGUCUUCCAGAGGUCGAUCAACCAUGCGUGACGGAGUACCGCGCAACCAGCCUUCUGAAGACCUCGCUCUGCAGGACCGCAGUCUACUAUGUCCUCAUGGACAUCCUCAGGAUGCUCGUCAUGCUGGAUCCGUACUUCUGGGGCCUCAUCGACACGCCUCCGCUCCCACCGUUGGACCGAAUCUACCGGUUCUCCCCCGCACUGAUGCGUCUCGCGCGCACCGUCAUCUCCGUCCUCUGGAUCCGCACCGUCAUGGCCUAUCUCUUCUCCAUGGUCCCUCUCUUCGCCAGCAUCAUCGCCCUCCUCCCAGGCGUCAGCGCCCACAGCCACACCCCCCCGGACGCACCCUGGCUAUACCCGCCUCUCUUCGCCAACUUCUUCAACUUCCGCACCGUCCUCGACCACGGCCUGCCGGGCUGGUGGGGACGGCGGUGGCACCAGACGUAUCGCUACGCAUUUGCCGAGACGGCGCGACACUGUGUCCCAGUGCAGUCUAGUCAAGAGCGCGAUCGAUUCCUGCGGCAGUGUGUCGCUUUCCUGCUGAGUGGGAUCAUGCAUACCUGCGCCGUGCAUGCGCAUUUUGCUCCACGGGCGCGGGUUGGCGGUGGGAGUCUGCUGUUUUUCGCUGUGCAGCCGGUGGGAAUGCUCCUGCAGCAGAGGCUCAGGCGGGGUUUUGCCGAGGGGAGUCGCUGGGAGCGGGCGUUUACCCUGGUGUCUACGUAUGCGUGGCUGUAUCUGUCCAUCGGCCCAUUCUGUGACGAGCUGGCUGCGGCUGGGACCUGGGGGUAUGAUGAACCCGUGCCGGUCAGUUUGGCUCGGGGACUGGGGGUGAUUGAAGGGGAGGGAUGGUGGGUGUGGGAGAGGAGCUAUGUGAGGUGGUGGCGAGGGCAGAAAUGGUGGCAGAACGGGAUUCAGAUCAUCUGA